GGAAGUUCUGCUGUUCUUUAUUUACCGGUGACCAAGUGACCCAAAAAACGGCACACAGUCCAAGCCUAUCGUCUUCAUCAUCAUCUGAAAACUGAGAGAUGAGCUUUGACCUUGUCGUCGUCUGCUUUGCUUUCUCAAGAUAAACCCUAAUUUCAUCGCCGGAAAGAUGGAGGGAAGCGAAUCUCAGAUCUAUCACGAGCGACAACGACUUCAAUUCUGCCUCCUUCACUCGCUCAACAAUCUAUUUCAGGACAAGAACGCAUUCACGCGGGAAAGCUUGAACUCAAUCGCGGAGAACCUCGUAACCGACGAUCCGAACAAAGAAACGUGGACGACGACGCAUCCUCUCUCCUUCUUCCUCAAGCCUCACCACAACACGGUCACUGGCAACUACGACGUGAACGUGAUGAUGGCAGCUCUGGAAGGGAAAGGGAAGAGUGUUGUCUGGCAUGAUAAGCGUCGUGGAGCUUCUUCGAUUGAUCUUGAUUCAGAUGCUCUGAUGGGGAUUGUGAUGAAUGUUCCGGUUAAAAGAUACGGUGGGCUUUGGAGAAGUAGGCAUUGGGUUGUGGUGAGGAAGAUCAGUGGAGUUUGGUAUAAUUUGGAUAGUGAUCUCCUUGUGCCAAAGCCGUUUAAAGACGAAGAUGAGGUUAGGGUUUUUUUAGAUCAGAAUCUGAGUUUAGGUUCAGAGGUUUUGCUUGUGAACAAUGCUUAACUUGUGUUUAAUCCAAUCAAGUGUGAAAAUGUACAUAGUUCGUUGUAUCUUUUUUAGUUACAGUAGAGUUGAAAGAAUACUUUUCUUGAAUGUUUAGUGAGUUUUCUCCACUUGUGAGUUAUCAUGUUCCAAGGCAAGAUAUCGACUCGACGAUAGGAAUGUUCCAAGGCAAGAUAUCUGUCCACGUUUGCGUUUUGAAACAUGGCAUAGAUAUUCGAUUAUUGUUCUCUUCCCAGUGGAAUGUUCUCUCACAUGUAAACACUUACAAUCCAGAGUAUGAUCUUUAGUGUAAGCCAUAACGCUGCCUUGGAAAUGACUGUAA
Molecule: messenger RNA, 1034 nt
Organism: Eruca vesicaria subsp. sativa (arugula)
Lineage: Eukaryota; Viridiplantae; Streptophyta; Magnoliopsida; Brassicales; Brassicaceae
Source: the annotation of a GenBank genome assembly